This is a messenger RNA of Rattus rattus (black rat), 2285 nucleotides long. It is a transcript of the gene Hs3st2, whose product is annotated as heparan sulfate-glucosamine 3-sulfotransferase 2. Gene Ontology annotation, molecular function: [heparan sulfate]-glucosamine 3-sulfotransferase activity. Bases 445 to 1548 code for a protein of 367 amino acids. The record is from RefSeq and is a predicted model, not a curated record. NCBI's taxonomy places the organism in Eukaryota, Metazoa, Chordata, Mammalia, Rodentia, Muridae. The transcript is spliced from 2 exons.
GAGCCGGAACGCGGCCGGCGCCAGCGCCACCGUCCGGUCCGCGCAUCCUCCCGCCGGCACAGCCGCGCGGCCACUGAGCGUCCCCUGAAAGGCGCUCGGAGCAUCCGGAAUGGGGCUUCGGGCGCUGGGCGCGCUCCGAACCCGACACGCGUGAGAGUCGAAGAGUGCCGGGAGCCUCCCCGCUGUCCGGAGCCCCCAUCGCCUAGCACCGGGAGAUGAUGGCAAUGCAGCCACCUGGUCCCCAAGGAGCCACCAUACCCGGGACCCCCGGGCAUGGUGCUCACCCAAGCCAGCUGCCCCCGGAGGAGAUGAUAUCCCUUACGCCCAGUCCACACGGUGGGGACAGCGCCACGCGAGCCCUCUAGGCAAUCGCAGAGCCACGCAGCAGCUCCGCCGCAGGUGCCACCUCGGAAACCAUGACCCCCGGCGCGGGCCCAUGGAGCUAUGGCCUAUAGGGUCCUGGGCCGCGCGGGGCCACCUCAGCCGCGGAGAGCGCGCAGGCUGCUCUUCGCCUUCACACUGUCCUUGUCCUGCACUUACCUGUGUUACAGCUUCCUGUGCUGCUGCGACGGUCUGGGCCAGAGCCGCCUGCUCGGCGCGCCGCGCUGCCUCCGCGGCCCCAGCGCAAGCGGCCAGAAACUUCUGGCGAAGUCCCGCCCGUGUGAUCCCCCGGGGCCGACGCCCAGUGAGCCCAGCGCUCCCAGCGCGCCCGCCGCUGCCGCGCCAGCACCGCGCCUCUCCGGAUCCAACCACUCUGGCUCCCCGAAGCCAGGCACCAAACGGCUACCCCAAGCCCUCAUUGUGGGCGUCAAGAAAGGUGGUACCCGAGCAGUGCUGGAGUUUAUCCGAGUGCACCCGGACGUUCGAGCCCUGGGUACCGAGCCCCACUUCUUCGACAGGAACUACGGCCGAGGGCUGGACUGGUACAGGAGCCUGAUGCCGAGGACCUUGGAGACCCAGAUCACACUGGAGAAGACGCCUAGCUACUUCGUCACUCAAGAAGCCCCUCGGAGGAUCUUCAACAUGUCUCGAGACACCAAGCUGAUAGUGGUGGUGCGGAACCCGGUGACCCGAGCCAUCUCUGACUACACGCAGACACUUUCCAAGAAGCCGGACAUCCCCACCUUCGAGGGCUUGUCCUUCCGCAACCGCAGCCUGGGCCUGGUGGAUGUGUCUUGGAACGCCAUCCGCAUCGGCAUGUACGCACUGCACCUGGAGAGCUGGCUACGGUACUUCCCGCUGGCCCAGAUCCACUUCGUCAGUGGUGAGCGGCUCAUCACCGACCCAGCUGGUGAGAUGGGGCGCAUUCAGGACUUCCUCGGCAUCAAGAGAUUCAUCACAGACAAGCACUUCUACUUCAACAAGACCAAAGGAUUCCCUUGCUUGAAAAAACCAGAGUCAACCCUCCUGCCUCGAUGCCUGGGCAAAUCAAAAGGGAGAACUCAUGUACAGAUCGACCCUGAAGUUAUAGACCAGCUCCGGGAAUUUUAUAGACCUUAUAAUAUUAAAUUUUAUGAAACUGUUGGGCAGGACUUCCGGUGGGAGUGAGUCUCCAGGGUACAAGGGCUCUAUUGUUGUCUCUUCCACGAGGUUUGCUCCCAGAAAAUCUGAUCCCCAUCUCCAGCCCCUCUUCCCAUCUUGAACCCCAUGAUAGAUCAUCUCGGAACCAGAAAACUGAGUAAAGACCCAGAGACUGGUGAUUCCUGUUUAAUCCAGGAUAAUUCUGCCUGCUUCUGGCAUACCCAUCCAGUUCUAGAAUCUGCCCCCAUCCACCCAUGAGUGGUCUUGGGGAAUUCCUGUAAGAAGAGUGGAUCUCCCAGUUGGGGGAUAUUCUGAGUGGAGAUGGUUCUGUUGUGUGAAAACAGCAGUCCAUCCCAACACUGUACACUCAGUGGUGGGCUUCUUAAUUCCAAGUGGCAUGUACCUUCCCUCCGAGCUUAAUUUUCCCCAGCAGCCCUGAGCGGUGGGGUGGGGGAAUGCCUUCCGCCCUCCUCAGAACACAGCAGCUCACUAACAGUGUGCAGAGCCCCAAAACCCUCUCUGGCCACUCCAGGAGAUGGACUCUGGGAUGAUGAAAUAAGCCAGUGACUUCAAAGCCUGUGGUGUCCACUGUGCUCGGAGGACGAUGUCUUUGAAAAGCACUCUGUGACUCUCCCCACUCCCUGUGGACAAAAAGCACAUAAUUCUGCUGUUACGGGUACUUUCUUCACGCGAGCUUUCAUGUUCGGCAUGCACGGGAUCAUGCUUGUCCAUGUGAAAUAAAUAUGGCUCUCUCGUGUCCUUCA